Molecule: messenger RNA, 2492 nt
Organism: Xenopus laevis (African clawed frog)
Lineage: Eukaryota; Metazoa; Chordata; Amphibia; Anura; Pipidae
Gene: galnt6.L
Product: polypeptide N-acetylgalactosaminyltransferase 6 L homeolog
Exons: 10
Coding region: 1-1863 (620 amino acids)
Source: RefSeq, a predicted model, not a curated record
AUGAGGAGAUAUCGAAGAAAUUAUAAACCCUUCAAGCUGGCUAUGGUGGGCCUUGUUUUUGUGAUAUUUGUGUUCAUCAUGCACAAAGAUGUUGGGAAUGGAGCAAAAGACGAGCCCUGGAUAAAAAAUAUAUUUGUAAGAAAAGAUCAAAUGAUUGAUAUGAUGAUGGGGGCCGUGAACAAUUUAAGGGAUUCUAUGCCAAAACUCCAAAUUAUGCCCCCUGUUCAAGAAGUAGCAUCAGUAGAGGUGAUAAAGUCAUGCCUACCUGGAUAUUGCACACCAGCAGAACUUAAACCAUUUAUGGAGAGACCUCCACAAGACCCAAAUAGCCCUGGUGCUGAUGGGAAAGAAUUUAAAAAGGACAGCUGGACUGAAGAGGAGACGAAAGAGGAAAAAAAAGGAUUUCAAAAGCAUUUCUUCAAUGUUUAUGCCAGUGAUAGGAUUUCCCUUCACAGAGCCUUGGGCCCUGACACCCGACCUCCAGAGUGCAUUGAGCAGAAGUUCAAGCGCUGCCCUUCACUGCCCACAACCAGUGUUAUAAUUAUCUUUCACAAUGAGGCUUGGUCAACUCUUCUUCGUACAGUGUAUAGUGUCUUAUACACCUCACCAGCAACACUACUGAAGGAAAUUAUAUUAGUAGAUGAUGCCAGUGAAGAUGAAUAUCUGAAGGAAAAGCUGGACGACUAUGUAAAGGCAUUACAGAUUGUGAAAAUUGCAAGACAGAAAGAGAGAAAGGGAUUAAUCACAGCAAGGUUGCUGGGUGCCAGCAUUGCCACGGGUGAAGUGUUGACCUUCCUGGAUGCCCACUGUGAAUGUUUUUAUGGUUGGCUGGAACCUUUGUUGUCAAGAAUUGCUGAAGAUCACACUGCUGUUGUAAGUCCAGACAUCACAACUAUAAACUUUAAGAGCUUUCAAUUUGACAAACCCGUCCAGUAUGGCAAAACAAACUUCCGUGGAAUCUUUGACUGGAAUUUGUCAUUUGACUGGGAAGUAAUCCCUGAGGAUGAGAAGGAAAGGAGAAAGGAUGAAACCAAUCCCAUCAAGACUCCUACAUUUGCCGGAGGUCUGUUCUCCAUAUCCAGAGCCUACUUUGAACACAUUGGCUCCUAUGAUGAAGAAAUGCUUAUCUGGGGAGGAGAAAAUCUGGAAAUGUCUUUUAGGGUCUGGCAGUGUGGCGGGCAGCUUGAAAUCAUUCCCUGCUCUGUGGUUGGGCAUGUUUUCCGCUCAAACAGUCCUCAUGUUUUCCCUAAUGGUACCCAGGUGAUCUUAAGAAACAUGGUGCGCCUGGCAGAGGUGUGGCUGGAUGACUACAAACUCAUAUUCUACAGGAAGAAUGAUCUGGCUGCAAAAAUGGUUAAAGAGAAAUCCUUCGGGGAUGUUUCUAAAAGACUCAAGCUGAGAGCAGACUUGCACUGUAAGGACUUCACAUGGUACCUCCAAAAUAUCUAUCCUGAAUUGUUUGUACCUGACCUGUAUCCAACAUAUUAUGGUGCGGUUAAAAAUGAAGGAGCACAAAAAUGCCUUGAUGUAGGGGAGACAACAUAUAGUGAAGUGCUGCUGAUAAUGUAUCCAUGCCAUGGAAUGGGCGGCAACCAGAAAUUUGAAUAUAGCACACACAAGGAGCUGCGCCACAAAAUGCAGCUAUGUUUGCGUUCCAAAUAUGGUCCAGGGUACGUAGAGCUGGGAGAGUGUCAAUACAACAGCAGAAAGGCAACUGUGCCUGACAAUGAGGAAUGGGAGUACACAAAGGACCAAUUAUUUAGAAAUGUGGGUUCCAACAUGUGUUUGACAGCACAAGGUGAUCACCCAUCCACUGCACAAUGCAACCCUGCAGACAUUCACCAACUCUGGAGUUUCAGCUAAAUUCUGUGAGCAAUGGUAGCUGGUGGGUACUAUUAGCUCCAGCUACCACUAUGCUUUAAGUGCCUUUUUAAUGCACUGGACCUUUGCCAAGGAUCCGUCGUUGACUGUAGUGACCUAUUUUGGAUGCUUCAUCAAAAAAAACAAGAACUUUCAUUUUGUCCUCCACAGAUGUUUUUGUGUCUUUACAGAUGUGCCGUAUGCAAGGAAUGGAAAAACGCUAAAACGAUGCAAAUAAUAUGCACCAAAAUGCUAGUGUCUUGAGCCAAAUGAAAAUCAUGGAUUCAAAGUCUCUCUCCGCCAUCUAAUAGUUUUCUUUCGAGAUUUUGUCAAAGAACUACAAGUGCAGAGUGUUUUUGUACUACAGUAUGUUAUGCAUGGAGCAAAACCAGAACAUGUAGGGUAGAGGAUACCUUUUAUUAGUUAACUCAAAGAAAAUACAAAUACAGUAUCAUUUUAAAACAAACAGACAAGGGGGAGCAGUUUUCAUCAUGGAUAAGGUGGAUUACAUACCACUCGUCUGCAUGGAAAAAUCCACUGAUAUCUACAAGAAGGUGCUAAACAAGAUAGUAAGCCUGAUAGUAUGCCAUCAGGAGACAUUUAAUGUAAUUUCUGCUUCUUCAUGCUUCCUA